UCCUAUGUUUUUUUUUGUGUGUUAAAGCCUAAAUGGAGAAAGUAGGAAACCAUUCAUUACUUAGCAUAUUUGAUCUAUCUCUUUACUUAACAUUCAACAGUCAACAGUCAACACUCAACAGUGACUCAAUUAAUUACAAGAGGUUAAAAUCAGAAGACCUAGGGGGCUUUUCAACAAUAUUUACUUACGCAAAUACAUGUAGUAACAUGUCCAUAAAUAUACACAACCUACACUCCAAGUUCCAGAUCAAACCAUAAGUUACUCAUUUCUUUGCUUGGCUAAAACGUUGUCUCUUGGAACACAUUGUUGUAUGCAGAAAUAGGCAAAAGAAAAAAAAAAGGAAAAUGGAAGAAGACAAUAUGGAAUGCUGGACCAGCCCCUUCAUCAAUGGCCAAUCUUCUUCCAACUUCAUCUAUCCUUUCCAUAGCUUUAACAAUGUUUCAGGUACAAUUUUGGAGACACAAGGAGGUCGACCUCUUCAUGAACAUUACUAUGCAGCCCCUCCAGCAAUGGUGGAGAGCAGUUAUGGAGAAGCAAGCAACACCAACAAUGGAUAUGAAACGAAGAAGAAGAAGAUGACUAACGAGCAGCUGAAGUUACUAGAGAUAAGUUUCCAAGAGGAGAUGAAGCUAGACCCGGAGAGGAAGAUGAAGCUGUCCAAAGAACUCGGGCUGCAACCUAGACAGAUAGCGGUUUGGUUCCAGAACAGGAAAGCCAGGUGGAAGAACAAACAACUCGAGCAUCUCUACGAAUCAUUAAGGCAAGAGUUUGAUGUUAUCUGUCAAGAAAAGAAGUUGCUACAAGAAGAGCUUAUACAACUGAAGGCAAUGAUAAGAGAGAAUGGUGCAAGCAACAACAAGCAGCAAACGUGGGAAAAUGCUUUAUCAGCUCAGUUCCAACUCAACUAGAUCUCAAUAGAAUCCAUAAUUGUUGCUUUGGUACGAUGUCAGAUCCUGUUUUAAUUAAAGUUGCUUUCAAGAAAAUAGUGUUUUAUGUUCGUUCACACGCAAGACAUUGCUAUUGAAGAACAUUAAAGCAAUAGACAAGCCAUGGACUGAUCAGCAAUGUCUUCCACAUAGUUAAGAUUCAAAUAAAAUGGGAUAAGUAAACAAACAAAAAAAUUCAUAAUCUGCAUAAAAAACUUUUUUGAGUACAAUAUAUCAGAUAGGGGUGCAAGACUAUAAUAAAAACUUGUAACAAAACAAAAGUCAGAAACAAUUAAAAAAAAGAUAAGAGCAGAGAGAUGAAUGAGGGCUAAUCUAUUCAACGUC
Brassica napus (rape) is the source of this 1271-nucleotide messenger RNA. Its product is annotated as homeobox-leucine zipper protein ATHB-22. The transcript has 3 exons. The record is from RefSeq and is a predicted model, not a curated record. The coding region runs from base 345 to 908 and encodes 187 amino acids. Gene Ontology annotation, molecular function: sequence-specific DNA binding; DNA-binding transcription factor activity, RNA polymerase II-specific. Gene Ontology annotation, cellular component: nucleus. Gene Ontology annotation, biological process: positive regulation of DNA-templated transcription. Lineage: Eukaryota; Viridiplantae; Streptophyta; Magnoliopsida; Brassicales; Brassicaceae.